Molecule: messenger RNA, 4792 nt
Organism: Equus caballus (horse)
Lineage: Eukaryota; Metazoa; Chordata; Mammalia; Perissodactyla; Equidae
Gene: CDR2L
Product: cerebellar degeneration related protein 2 like
Source: RefSeq, a predicted model, not a curated record
GUGUCUUAAUCAGAGCCCCUGGGGGACCAGUGUGGGAUUGGGGGUGCUGGGCUGAACUCUGCCAUACUCUAUUCUAGAGUCUACCCCCAGCCUCCCUGCCUGGAGUGAGAUGCCCAAUAUUGGCAUCCCCCUCCCCCAUCCUGGGCGUUACCCCCAAAACUUUGCAUUCCACGAACACUUAUCAGGCUCCACUUAAGUGUCAGACACCAUCCUGGGAGUUGGGAAUAGUCCCAGCCCUGGCCCCUCUAGGUGCACCCCGGCAGGUGGAGGUGAGCCUGUAACUGAGUGUGGGCGAGAGGAUGCAGUGAAAGGGCUUCAUGGACGAGGCGGGCCCAGAAGGAAAGAUUGGAAGCUGAGUGCCCGGGAAGAUGGCCUCCCGGGAGGCAGAUGCUGAUAUUGUUGCUGUCUCAUUUCAUUCCUGCACCCCUAACGAAAUCUCUGGCACCAUGCCUGGCCCAGAUGUGGGAGGAAGGAGCCAGGGAGUAGGGGUGGGAGAUGUGCUGCUUCCGGAAAGGGAGAGGUGUCGAGAUUCCAGCUGGGCUGGGUGGCCAUGCUCUGGGGCCAGGGUGAGGGGUGGGCCCAGCGGCCCCCCACUUUUCUGGCCCUGCUGGUCUGCAGCAGUCGGCCUCAGCCUGAAGCCCCAGUAGUAGCCAGAGCCCAGGAACAAGGAGGGAUACCAGAAACGAGAGAGUCUCAGAAGAAAUAGGGCUUUUGACCAAAACCCAAAUGUCUGCUCGCCUUGGGCCAGUGCUGUGCUGAGCCUGGGAACGUGCUCUCCCCUCAGGGGACUACGCGUUCCAGCAGAGGAGGCAAAAAUGGGACCAAACUAGCUACUGUGACGAGUGACAGGGGUUCUGCAGCAGCUGUGGGCCCCGCAGACAGUGAGAGCAGAGACAGGGGGGCCUUGUGCUGUGAGACUCAGAAAGGCUAAUGCAAAGGCCCCUCCGAGCUAGAGGGUGAGUAGGGGCUCCCCAGGCAGAGGAAAGAAGGCAGGCAUUCUAGGUGGAGGGGACGCUGGUACUAAGGCACAGAGCAACAUGACUGGAACCACACAUGACUGGAAAGUACGAGUUAUCUAGAGUGCUGAAGGUGGGGCUCCGAGGAAGUCCCAGGCGUGGGGCCCGGCAUGGAGAGCUGGAUGUGGGGGUGAGCAUGGGCCAAAGGCCAGCCACAUUGGGGAUCAGGUGCCUGUCGUGUCCCCGUUCCCUAUACCCAAUCCCCAAAUUCUCUCCUGCCCAGCUGCUCCCUAGUUGCCUCCGAGUGUCCCAGGAAGCGGUGUGCUCAGCCAGCCCAAUCUCCCCUCCAUGUCUGUUUCCCCUUGUCCGGGAGGCAGGCCCCACCUCACUUUCGGAAGCUUGGCCAUCGAGAUCCUGUUUGACUUUGAUGCUGUUCCGUCCCAGUGGAGGGAGACAAUUGGGGCAAGCAAGGUCCUCGAUUCUCACUGUGUCCCUCUGCCCAUGGCCACAAGCACCUGUAAAAAUAGAAAAAGCCAUUAAUUAUUAAACACUGGCACUCUCUCUCCCCGCCUCCCUCCCCCAGCUUGGACCAGGCAUGGCGGGCCCUGUGGGUGCCUCUUUCCAGGCUGAGAGAUGGCUGCUGAGUCACAGAUUUGAAGUCCUGGGCACCUGACCUUGAGUCUCAGCCUCAGGGGAAAGCUCUGACGUGGCAAGGGGAGGGAGGUGACCGGACCCCAAUUCUGUGGAUCCAGAGUUCCUGACGUUGGUGCCCAGGAGGUUAUGAGCAGGAUGCCCGCAGCCCUGCCAGACUUGCACUUGGCCGCGGAGCUGGGGAAGACGCUGCUGGAGAGGAACAAGGAGCUGGAGGAGUCCCUGCAGCAGAUGUACUCCACCAACGAGGAGCAAGUGCAGGAGAUCGAGUACCUGACCAAGCAGCUGGACACGCUGCGGCAUGUGAAUGAGCAGCAUGCCAAAGUGUACGAGCAGCUGGACCUGACAGCCCGAGACCUGGAGCUGACCAACCAGAAGCUGGUGCUGGAGAGUAAGGCUGCCCAGCAGAAGAUCCAUGGGCUGACGGAGACCAUUGAGCGCCUGCAGGCCCAGGUUGAGGAGCUGCAGGCCCAGGUGGAGCAGCUGCGGGACCUGGAGCAGCUGCGAGUGCGCCGGGAGAAGCGGGAACGCAGGCGCACCAUCCACACCUUCCCCUGCCUCAAGGAGCUGUGCACCAGCCCCCGGUGUGAGGAUGCCUUCCGCCUGCACAGUUCCUCUCUGGAGCUGGGCCCACGGCCCCUGGAGCAGGAGAACGAGCGGCUGCAGACGUUGGUGGGGGUGCUGCGUUCCCAGGUGAGCCAGGAGCGGCAGCGCAAGGAGAGGGCGGAGCGCGAGUACGCGGCGGUGCUCCAAGAGUACUCGGAGCUGGAGCGGCAGCUCUGCGAGAUGGAGGGCUGCCGCCUGCGCGUGCAGGAGCUGGAGGCCGAGCUGCUGGAGCUGCAGCAGAUGAAGCAGGCCAAGACCUACCUGCUGGGCCGGGAGGACCACCUGGCCGAGGCCCUGCUGGCGCCCCUCACCCAGGCCCCUGAGGCCGACGACCCACAGCCAGGCAGCGGGGACGACUCGGGCGCCCAGGACGGUAUCUCCUCUCCGGCCGCCUCCCCGGGCCAUGCCGUGCGCAAGAGCUGCAGUGACACGGCACUCAACGCCAUUGUGGCCAAAGACCCCGCCAGCCGGCACGCGGGCAACCUCACGCUGCACGCCAACAGCGUGCGCAAGCGGGGCAUGUCCAUCCUGCGGGAGGUGGACGAACAGUACCACGCGCUGCUCGAGAAGUACGAGGAGCUACUGAGCAAGUGCCGGCAGCACGGCGCCGGGGUGCGGCACGCCGGCGUGCAGACGUCACGGCCCAUCUCCCGGGACAGCUCAUGGAGGGAUCUGCGCGGGGGCGAGGAGGGCCAGGGGGAGGCCAAAGCCGGUGAGAAGAGCUUGAGUCAGCACGUGGAGGCCGUGGACAAGCGGCUGGAGCAGAGCCAACCCGAGUACAAGGCGCUCUUCAAGGAGAUCUUCUCCAGGAUCCAGAAGACCAAGGCUGACAUCAAUGCCACCAAAGUCAAGACGCACAGCAGCAAGUGACCCUUUCCUGCCCCGGGCCUACAGCCUGCCCCAGGGUCAGGCCGUGGGGUCCCUCAUGCCUGGGCCAUGCAGCCUUUGGUGAGGGAGCCCUUUAGCAGCAAUAUAUCCCAGUGGAGGCCGCUCUCUGGCCCAGGGAGCGUGUGGGGGAUGCAGCAUGUUCCCUGCUGACCUGAGAGGCAGUCCAUACAUCCUGCCUCCCGGGACCCUCCACUCAGCCCAAGGGCACAGCUCAGAGUUUCAAAGCCAAACAUCCCCACUCCCCUGGGGAUUCCCAGCUCCCCUAGCCCCGGGCUUCCUGACCCUGGGCCUUGCUCUCAGAUUUGUGGCCAGGCUUCUGAAAGCCAUUCUGGACCAGUUGCCCUUUUCUUUUUCCAAGUUCAUUUUUUUCCGAGAGAUUUGCAAUGCAAGGUCUCCCUGACCCCUUGCCACAACUGGAAACACUUGAAGGGGGACUCCAGAGCCAGCUGUUACAGGUUCCAGGGGUCUCCUGGACCAUCCACUGCUUCUCCCCAGCUGUGAUGCGCUGUCAUUCCCGGAGCACCAGCUGUCCCACCCCCAGGGUCCUGACCAGGUCAGAGAUAGCCCCUGCCAUGCGGAGCAGAAAGUCUUAGCCAGGCCCCAAGUGCCGCCCACUCCAGCCCUGGUGAGGGGGGGGCCUCGCCCUGGAGACCCUCAGCCCACUGUAGAUCUGUAGCCAAUCAGAGCAGGGAACAGGGAGCUCCUCAGCAGCUAUACACCGGCUGUAUACCCUGUUCCCCUCAGAGCCAGCCUCUUUGGGUUCCAGCCCUGGAAAUGCCUUCUGGGCAUUAAGCCGUCCAGGGAUCUGGGCUGAGGGGAGCCCCCCAUCUCUGCACGCCCCCUCUGACUCACUGAGCUUGGCCUCUGCCUGCCCCCAUCUCAGGGACCAUGACGUCUCAUUCACUUCCAUGCUCCCCACCGGCCUACCCCAGUGCAGGUCAUGCCUGCCACCCCCGGGAUGCCCCCGGCAUGUGCCACCAGCCAGUGGUCCCAGCGUCCGCCCCUGCCCAAGAUUCUCAUCCCACACUGAACAGUAUUGAAAUGGGACCAGGAUGGGGAACAUCUCCUCCCUCCCAUAAAAUGCCUGCUCUUAACCUCCCACUUUUGUGGGGGGCUUUUGAGGACCCAGUUGGGUCAGGGGGUUAAUCUUUUGUUAAGGCUUCAGACAGUCCAGCUUCAGCUAAGAGAUGCCCAGGUCCCCAGCUUGCCCUGAGCAGUUCUUCAGGGCUUCCAGUUCCUUCUGCUGCCCAUCCUGAGACCCUAGAAAUCGGAGGAGCCACACAGCCCAGUGGAAGUUGGUGGCCCCGGCCCCUGUGCUGGGAGCCCAGUGGGGAACCUUCAUGCCUUAUUUGUUCCGAAGGGGUAAAGGGGUUUUCUUAACAAGCAUGCCCGACCCCCCUGGAGGCACCACCCUGUUCUCUGGGCGGCACUGUGAUGAGAGCUGUCAGCUGGUCCUGUUCACACAUCUUGGAACCUUUUGUCCUUUGGAGCUGGGCAGCUCCCAGCCCUCCAUGUGUCUGUGAUCUAGGGUGGAGGGAAGGGGUGGGAUGGGGUGGAGGAACGCCUCCUGCCUGUUUGCUCCCCUGCUCUGUAGCAGCCGACCAGCGUCACCUUUGAAGUAUACAUGAGAGAAAUAUAUUUACAAAUGCUUUAUUCUCUUCUUUAAUAAAAAACGCAUCAGUAUUCUAAAA